AUGUCUAAACAAUGCGAAGCUGCUGAUUGUAAACGUUUGGCCGCCGCAUUAUGCCACCAUUGUGAUCAUCAUGUUUGUCCAAAACAUUUUAAUGAGCAUAUUAGAUUGAUUCAAGACGAACUUCAUCCAUUAACAGAUCGUAUAAACGAGUUAUUGCAGAAUUUAACCCGUUUGACGUUAGAUAAACUUUUAGACAAAUGGCUCAGUGAUCUAGAAAAAUGGCGCGAUCAUAGUCAUCAGUUAAUUGAUAACAUUUAUGCUAGAAAGCAGCGCGAAAUUCAAACCAUUGGAGAUAAAUAUGAGCGAAAUUUCGUUUUGCAUAAACAUGAACAAUCAAAAGUCAUUGAGAUAGUGAAACAACAUGUUAAUGAGCUUAUUCAGGAAGGUGAUGCUACAUACAAAGAUAUUGAACAAAUCAGGAUGAAACUAGAUAAUAUUGAGACAUGUUUGAAUGCAUUUCAGCACGAUUUUGUUAACAUCGAAAUAGAACAAUUGAAGAUAGAGCAAGACAGUAUUCAGGUUAAAUCGAACAUGAUUCUGAAGUCUAUCGAUUUAACAAUCUUGACAAAUGAAAGUAAAAUGUUGGAAGCCUUCGACAGUAGUACUGGUACAUUAGCCUGUAAUGAUCAACUAUUAUUGCUAGAUCAACCUUCAAAAUUAUAUUUAUACGAUAAAGAAUUAAAACCCGUUGGAAACAUCGAUUGGCCUAAUGGACUUAUUUUUGAUUAUUGCUGGUGUCAACACCUUGAAUUAUUUAUCAUAAUAAGUCACACAAAUGUAUUCACAGUCGAUGUGUCAACAUGCGAAAUAAAAUUGAUUGAAUCGAUAAAACCCAAUGGUAGUUUUUAUCGUUGUACAUCGUCUGAUAAUACGCUCUAUAUCUCUCAUUCGGAAGAUGGUUCACAGAUUAAUGAAUAUGAUCUCUCAUCGUUUGAAUUCGUCAAAAGGUGGAUAUCUCCAAAAACAUGUCAACUAGAUGAAUGGAUUGGUGAUCUUCGUCACAAUAAUACUAACAAACGUUUUGGUUUAACAAUUCGAAAUCGAUCGAAAAAUGAAUUUUAUUUUCAGAUACGUGAUGUGCAAAUGAAUGUCAUUUCGUCUUUAACCAUUGCUGACGCAUGUGGUUUAAGAUUGUCUUUACUACCGCCAUAUAAUGAAUGGUUGAUUUCGGGCAGUUGCAACGGUGAUUGUCUGAUUCAAAUAACAUCUGACGGCAAAUUGAAAUCUCGAACGUCCUAUAACAUAAAAAUAAGAAAUGCCAUUCUAUUUCGGAACUAUAUUUUGGCUAUUCGUACAGUUGCAGGAUUGUAUUUCCAUGAGCUAUAA
This is a messenger RNA of Didymodactylos carnosus, 1326 nucleotides long. Lineage: Eukaryota; Metazoa; Rotifera; Eurotatoria; Philodinida; Philodinidae. The record is from the annotation of a GenBank genome assembly.